UUUUUAAAUUUUGUUUUAUUUUACUAUGAUAUCUAAAAAAGCUAAACAAUGAUCAAUGAUGCGGCUCACUGCCUCCUCCUCAUAUGUGAUAAAAGUUAUUUCCUAUUAUUUUACUACUUCUGAUGCAGUUCUCUUGCUUUGCCUCACCACUCAUUUCCUCGUAACUGUUAUUUAGAGAAGGAAUGUAUAAUGAGGAAGGAGUAUAAAAAUAAAGGGGAAGGACCAGUGUUUAGGUAACAUACAACAGACAUUCAAGAAACGCUUCAGACCGACCGACUGUAGAAGUGAAAUAACCAGCUAGAGUUUAAUAAUCUGACCAAGGAGCAGCAAGACCAACAUGAUGAAGAUCUUUCUGCUCCUCCUCUCACUGAUGGCAGAUGGCUGCCAGGGAUUUCUUCAAACUGCGUACAGAACGGCUAAAACCACCAUCACAUGUGAUUAUCCAGGAAACAAACACAGGUCCAGUGUCAAGUUUCUCUGCAGAGAGAAUAAUUUCACUUGUGAGGAGAUUUUAUCAACAAGCUCUUCUGUAAAGUCAAACGGGACAUUCACUCUCACAGGAACCAACAGAGGAUUCAGUGUGUCCAUCAGUAAUGUGUCCUCACAUGAUGCUGGUCUCUACUGGUGUGGAGUGAAUAAAGGAAAUUACCAAACUGGACUCAGAAAAAUCCAACUGGAGGUUGAAGAUAUUAGGACAUUCACAAAGUCUCCAACUAUUGGACAGAAUUUUACAUACUGGUGUGAAUAUACAAAUGGUGCUCCGAUAAAGAAAUUCAUCUGUAAGGGAGAAGAUCCAUCUAUAUGUCAACCUCUAGUAAACACUGCACAGCGCAACAUGAACAACGGAAAGUUUUCCAUGAAGGAAGACAAAUUAAAGAGAAAUGUAACCAUAACAGUGAGAGAAGUAACAGCAGACGACAGUGGGACAUACUGGUGUGGAGCAGAAAGCACUGACAGAAGACGCAGUAACACAUUCUUCCACAGAUGCUUGUUGACUGUAGUGUCUCCAACCACAUCGACACCCUCUAUUACUUCAUCAACAUCCGAUCAUCCUGUUGCUACAUUGUCGGUUGCUUCAACCCAAUCAACCGUUGCACCUGCUGAGAGUGGUGGUAGCUCUGUGUUAACUGUCACCAUUGUUGUGGUCAUCUGUGUCGUUGUGCUGGCGCUGUUGCUCAUUGUGCUUUUUUUCUACAAAGGACUGUGUUUACAAACCACAAGAAACGGAGAAGCAAAGAACAACAAAGAGGAUCGUACCUAUGAGGAGAUACAGGAGCUCCCCCAGAAGCCAGACUCAGGAACUGCACUUAAAACUAUUUAUGUCACUGCCAACUUUCCCACAAACCCCUCUUCUGCCCCACAUCAUCACUCCAACAUCAACUUUCAGAGCAGCUCUGGUGACGUUGGUGGUAACACAUAUUUUACUGUGAACGACGGUGAUCAACAUCCCACCUACUCAACGGUCAACCACCCAUCCAGAUCUUCUGCAGACCCUUUCUAUUCUACUGUCAACAAGCCACAGUGAGGAAGGUCCUGGCAGUUUUCACCUCGUUCAUUUGUGAUGGGAUUUGUUUUUUAGUAUUCAAACAAUACACAGACUUUAGAAAUUACAUUACUCUGGGCCCUGAAGUAACAUGAAUGUGUCGGUCCUGGUUGAACUGGUCCAUAUUGAGGGUAAGGUUAGAUACAAUUACAGGAAUAUGAAAAUGUAAAGUUUGAGGACUCGUGGUUUUGAAUUAAAGACUAUUUGGAAAAAGCAUGGAUUUAACCCUGAAACCAAAAAUGUUAACACUCUUGAUUUAUCUUAUAUUAUCAUGAGUAAAGUCAGUUUAUUUACAUAAAUUAUGGCCGUGCCAUGUAUUUACCUGUUUUAAUGGAUCUCUUUAAUCUCAAAUACUGAAUGCUACAAGAAUAUUGUGAAUCAAAUAUAAACAUUUUAGAUUAAAGUAAUAACCAGUCAGUACGUCAACAAUUUGCACUUUUACUGCUGUUGGUUUUUUAAACAUUGAUACCAAACAUCACCCGCAGACUGAUACUAAUGUAAUUUAUAUUCUGUAUAUACAGUUUAUUCUAUGUGCAAUAUGUUAUGCAUCAGUUGUUGUUUUAUUGUGUAAAAACAAAUCUUUUUGAAAUGUUCCUUUUUUACUAAAAUACUGCAUUUGUACAAUGUGUCACUUUUUUCUUUUGGAUUUUAAAUAACACUGUAUUUGAUUAACAAAAAUAGUUCAUAUAGUGAUAUUAAAAAAGGUUUACCUUU
Dicentrarchus labrax (European seabass) is the source of this 2257-nucleotide messenger RNA. Its product is annotated as polymeric immunoglobulin receptor. Bases 338 to 1525 code for a protein of 395 amino acids. Lineage: Eukaryota; Metazoa; Chordata; Actinopteri; Moronidae. The record is from RefSeq and is a predicted model, not a curated record. The transcript is spliced from 8 exons.